AUGUCAGGCUGUUGUAGUGGGUUGACCCAAGAGAACCUGCAGCUCAAGGGCAGCCGGGCUGCUCCCUUGUGGAUGCUAGUGGUGCUCCUGCUGCUUCAAGCCUGCAAAGAGAUCAAUGAGAAUUCCAAGAUAUUGGCCAAUGUUACUCUUGGUUUCCACAUUUAUGACAGCUACUAUGACACAGCAAUGACAUAUCGGACCACUCUGGACCUCCUCUUCAAACUGCAUCAAUUUGUCCCCAACUACAAGUGUGACACCCAGAAGAACCUUGUAGCCAUCAUAGGGGGACUUGGAUCUGAUACUUCUUUCCAUAUGGCAGACAUCUUAAGUCUCUACAAGAUUCCACAGGUGAUGCCUCUUUCAGUCUGCAAUGAAUUUUGCCGUCCUGGUUAUCAUAAGAAAAGGAAGGAAGGAGAGAAAUUUUGCUGUUAUGAUUGUACUCCAUGCUCAGAAGGAAAGAUUUCAAAUGAGAGUGACAUGAAUGACUGCUUCAAAUGCCCACAAGAUCAAUACCCAAGAAAGAAGCAAACCCAAUGCAUUUUCAAACUUCUAAGCUUCUUGACAUUUGAAGAAUCAUUGGGCAUUAGUUUAGCAUAUCUUGCCAUUUCUUUCUUCCUCCUCACAGCCUUGGUAACUGCAAUUUUUAUUAAGCACAGAAACACCCCCAUUGUCAAAGCCAACAACCGGGAUCUCACUUACAUUCUCCUUGCCUCCCUUCUACUCUGCUUCCCAACUUCUUUGCUUUUCUUGGGCCAACCAGGGAGGACAACCUGCUUCCUCCGACAACCAACUUUCAGCAUCAUCUUCUCUGUGGCUGUGUCUUGCAUACUAGCCAAAACCAUCACUGUAAUUGUGGCUUUCAUGGCCAGAAAGCCAGGCUCCAACAUGAGGAAGUGGAUGGGAAAAAGACUUACUAACUCUAUUGUCCUUUCCUGCUCUUCUUUUCAAGCAAGCAUUUGUAUUGCAUGGUUGGCAAGCUCACCUCCAUUCCCUGAGUUAGACAUGCAAUCUGCAACUGAAGAAAUAAUUCUGCAAUGCAAUGAAGGGUCAGUCUUCAUGUUUUCCUGUGUCCUGGGCUAUCUGGGUCUCUUGGCCCUUGCCAGCUUCAUUGUGGCCUUCCAAGCUCGUAAACUACCAGACACUUUUAAUGAAGCCAAGUUCAUCACUUUUAGUAUGCUGGCCUUCUGCAGUGUGUGGGUGUCCUUUGUUCCAACCUACCUGAGUACCAAGGGAAAAGCCAUGGUGGCUGUGGAGGUCUUCUCCAUCUUGACUUCCAGUGCUGCAUUACUGGGGUGUAUCUUUUUUCCUAAAUGCUAUGUAAUUUUGUUGAGGCCUGAACUGAACAAUAGAGAACAAAUAAGAAGGCAAAAAAAUUAA
Molecule: messenger RNA, 1377 nt
Organism: Candoia aspera
Lineage: Eukaryota; Metazoa; Chordata; Lepidosauria; Squamata; Candoiidae
Product: vomeronasal type-2 receptor 26-like
Exons: 4
Coding region: 1-1377 (458 amino acids)
Biological process (GO): G protein-coupled receptor signaling pathway
Cellular component (GO): plasma membrane
Molecular function (GO): G protein-coupled receptor activity
Source: RefSeq, a predicted model, not a curated record